GGUCCCAGCCCCGCACCGGUCCCCCCCGAUCGGCGAAGGAGGGGAAUUGAGCUUCGAUCGCGAACAUGGCUGCUGGCUGCCUGCUGGCCUUGACUCUGACACUUUUCCAAUCUUCGCUGAUCGGCCCCUCGUCCGAGGAGCCCUUCCCUUCGGCCGUCACGAUCAAGUCAUGGGUGGACAAGAUGCAGGAGGACCUUGUAACACUGGCAAAGACAGCAAGCGGAGUCAAUCAGCUUGUUGAUAUUUAUGAAAAAUAUCAAGAUAUGUAUACUGUGGAACCAAACAAUGCACGGCAACUGGUAGAAAUUGCAGCUAGAGACAUCGAGAAACUUCUCAGCAACAGAUCGAAAGCCCUCGUGCGCCUGGCUUUGGAGGCUGAGAAGGUUCAAGCAGCUCACCAAUGGAGGGAAGAUUUUGCAAGUAAUGAAGUUGUCUACUACAAUGCUAAGGAUGAUCUUGAUCCUGAAAAAAAUGACAGUGAGCCAGGAAGCCAGAGGAUUAAACCUGUCUUCAUUGAGGAUGCGAAUUUUGGCCGGCAGAUAUCCUAUCAGCAUGCAGCUGUCCAUAUUCCCACUGACAUCUAUGAGGGCUCAACAAUUGUGUUAAAUGAGCUCAAUUGGACCAGUGCCUUAGAUGACGUUUUCAAAAAAAAUCGCGAUGAGGACCCCACAUUGCUCUGGCAGGUGUUUGGCAGUGCCACCGGCCUGGCUCGUUACUAUCCAGAUCUGUUUCAGGUAGUGAGGAUUGUUACUGAAACCUUCUCCAUUUGCUUGGAGUAUAUCCAAGGGGCUGCAUCUCCUAAAGACAUGUUAAUUCUGGUUGAUGUGAGUGGAAGUGUUAGUGGGCUGACCCUUAAACUGAUACGAACAUCUGUCUCGGAAAUGCUAGAAACUCUCUCAGAUGAUGAUUUUGUGAAUGUGGCUUCCUUUAACAGCAAUGCUCAGGACGUGAGCUGCUUCCAGCACCUCGUCCAAGCAAAUGUGAGAAAUAAGAAGGUGUUGAAGGAUGCAGUGAACAACAUCACAGCCAAGGGAAUCACUGACUAUAAGAAAGGCUUUAGUUUUGCCUUUGAACAACUUCUUAAUUAUAAUGUUUCCAGAGCCAACUGCAAUAAAAUUAUCAUGUUAUUCACCGAUGGAGGAGAAGAGAGAGCCCAGGAGAUAUUUACCAAGUACAACAAAGACAAAAAAGUACGUGUAUUCACCUUUUCAGUUGGUCAACAUAAUUAUGACAGAGGACCUAUUCAAUGGAUGGCUUGUGCAAAUAAAGGUUAUUAUUAUGAAAUCCCCUCCAUUGGAGCUAUAAGGAUUAAUACUCAGGAAUAUCUGGACGUUCUGGGAAGACCAAUGGUCUUAGCAGGAGACAAAGCUAAGCAAGUCCAGUGGACAAACGUAUACUUAGAUGCACUGGAACUGGGACUUGUCAUUACUGGAACUCUUCCGGUCUUCAACAUAACUGGCCAGUUUGAAAAUAAGACAAACUUAAAGAACCAGCUGAUUCUUGGUGUGAUGGGAGUUGAUGUGUCUCUGGAAGACAUUAAAAGGCUUACUCCACGCUUCACACUGUGCCCCAAUGGUUAUUAUUUUGCAAUUGAUCCUAAUGGUUAUGUUUUACUACAUCCAAAUCUUCAGCCAAAGCCUAUUGGUGUAGGCAAACCAACAAUUAAUUUACGAAAGAGAAGACCCAAUGUUCAGAACCCCAAAUCUCAGGAGCCAGUCACACUGGAUUUCCUUGAUGCAGAGUUAGAAAAUGAUAUUAAAGUUGAGAUUCGAAAUAAGAUGAUAGAUGGGGAGAGUGGAGAAAAAACCUUCAGAACUCUGGUUAAAUCUCAAGAUGAGAGAUAUAUUGACAAAGGAAACAGGACAUACACAUGGACACCAGUCAAUGGCACAGACUACAGUUUGGCCUUGGUAUUACCAACCUACAGUUUUUACUAUAUAAAAGCCAAAAUAGAAGAGACAAUAACUCAGGCCAGAUACUCAGAAACCCUGAAGCCAGAUAAUUUUGAAGAAUCUGGCUACACAUUUUUAGCACCAAGAGAAUACUGCAGUGAUCUUAAACUAUCAGACAAUAACACUGAAUUUCUUUUAAACUUCAAUGAGUUUAUUGAUAGAAAAACACCAAACAACCCAUCAUGUAAUACAGACCUGAUUAAUAGAGUCUUGCUGGAUGCAGGCUUUACAAAUGAACUUGUCCAGAAUUAUUGGAGUAAGCAGAAAAACAUCAAGGGAGUGAAAGCACGCUUUGUAGUGACGGAUGGUGGGGUUACCAGAGUUUAUCCCAAAGAGGCUGGAGAAAAUUGGCAAGAAAACCCUGAAACAUAUGAAGAAAGCUUCUACAAAAGGAGCCUAGAUAAUGAUAACUAUGUGUUCACUGCUCCUAUCUUUAACACAAGCGGGCCUGGUCCCUUUGAGUCAGGCAUUAUGGUAAGCAAAGCUGUAGAAAUAUCUAUCCAAGGCAAGCUUCUUAAACCUGCAGUUGUGGGAAUUAAAAUUGAUGUAAAUUCCUGGAUAGAGAAUUUCACCAAAACUGCUAUCAGGGAUCCGUGUGCUGGCCCAGUAUGUGACUGCAAAAGAAACAGUGAUGUAAUGGAUUGUGUGAUUCUAGAUGAUGGUGGGUUUCUUUUGAUGGCAAAUCAUGAUGAUUAUACUAAUCAGAUUGGACGCUUUUUUGGAGAAAUUGAUCCAAGCUUGAUGAGACACCUAGUUAAUAUAUCAAUUUAUGCUUUUAACAAAUCUUAUGAUUAUCAGUCAGUGUGUAAUCCUGUUACUACACCAAAGCAAGGAGCAGGCCAUCGCUCAGCAUAUGUGCCAUCCAUAGCAGACAUAUUACAAAUUGGCUGGUGGGCCACUGCAGCUGCCUGGUCUAUUCUCCAGCAGUUGCUCUUGAGUUUGACCUUUCCACGGCUCCUUGAAGCAGUGGAGAUGGAAGAUGAUGACUUCUCUGCCUCUCUGUCAAAGCAGAGCUGCAUUACUGAACAAACACAGUAUUUCUUUGACAAUGACAGCAAAUCACUUAGUGGUGUGUUAGACUGUGGAAACUGCUCCAGAAUCUUUCAUGUAGAAAAGCUCAUGAAUACCAACUUAAUAUUUAUAAUGGUCGAGAGCAAAGGAACUUGUCCCUGUGACACACGGCUACUCAUGCAAGCUGAACAGACAUCUGAUGGUCCAGACCCUUGUGAUAUGGUUAAGCAGCCCAGAUACAGAAAAGGGCCUGAUGUCUGCUUUGACAACAACAUCCUGGAAGAUUAUACCGACUGUGGUGGUGUUUCUGGGUUAAAUCCAUCCCUGUGGUCUCUCGUUGGACUCCAGUUCCUACUACUUUGGCUGGUAUCUGGCAGCAGAUGGUUCCUAUUGUGACCUCCCAAACCCCAGAUCUGCAUCAACUCCAGACUCUGACAAAAUAUGAGCCCUUGAUUACAUUAGGGUCAAUCGUGGAAUCAGCAGUACCUUAGUUGGACCUAUACCAUGGUGUAACUCUAAGGCACAGAUCCAUAAGCACCCACUGGCUGCAUGUCAGGAUGUCAGAUCCUCCAAAUUGUGUGAAUGCUGCAUCAUCUAUGUAUAACAUCAAAGCAAAACUCUAUAUGUGCUCUGUUGGAAAUGUUGGGAGUUUGCUGUUGCAUUGGUGAUUAUAUGUACAAGGGCUCCCCAUACAAUUGUUAUGAAUCGUAAGAAAGGUCUUGAUUUGGAUCUGGAAUUUCAACUUGCUGCAAUUCUACUAAGAAAAUCUUUAGGGUGGGGAAUGUUAUCUUUUGCCAUCAUUAACUCUUCUGUUCAAAAGUAAUCCCUACCUGGAACAUCUUUCCUGAAUAGAGAGAUAGAGAGAGAAAGCAAGAAGGGAGAAAAGAAUCCUAUUAAAAUAUUAAUGGCUAAUUUUUAACAGAAAAACGAAAUUGCCAUGAAUAAAAUGCCUUACAACGAAUGACUUCUCUGCCAAAAAUAAAACACAAUCGACCAUUAAAUUUCAGUGAGGUAAUGAAUUGAUGGUUUGAAAAUAAUCACCAAGAUAUUAUUAAACUUAAGGUGCUUGAGGGUGAAAUCUGAAUGUGUGGCAUAUUUCCUCAUAAAUGUAAGCCCUUAAAUGCUUGGAUGUAAUGUUUCUUUUGUUCCCAGUGCAGUUAUGUAGUGCUAGCCAGAUAUUUAAAAAUGCUCUAAGAAAAGCUUGUUGGGGGGAGGGAAGUGUUUUUCUUGUGAUAUUGAACUUGGGUUACCAAGGGUAUUGUGCAUGAUGCUGCUGCUAUUUUAACUUUUUGGUUUGUUUCUCUCUUACUGUAGAGUGUAGUCCAUUGAAAAGUUAACUGAGUGACAUUAUUGUCAUGUAAGAAUCUGAACCUUGCAGUGUAAACGCACUUGAAUCAUCUUUUAAAAUGUGGUUAAACUACUCUGAAUAUACUGUGCAAUAUAAAUACUGAAUGACUGGGUUAGGUUAAUGGUGAAAUGAGAAUUAAUGGAUUUUAUACAGAUUUGUGCUUUUGCCUGGAAAACCUAUGUACAGAUAUUUUAAGUACAUAAAUCAGAUCUAACACAUUUAUUUUUUGAAAAGUACAUAUAUGUUUUCAAUAAAGAUUCAUCCUUGGUUUCCUCUUUGUUCAUCUUGACAGUAGCAUGGACAAUCCACAAAUUGCUGCUGUGGCUUUUGUCCCUCUACUUUAAAUGGUGUGAUCAUUUGGCCAACAUUUCUAUACAAUUCUAUGAGGGUUUUACAACAAUCAGAACAAACAGGAAACCUUGAAUCUAUAUGUAUGCACAUGAACACUUGAUUGUGAAUAAUAAAAAUUUGUUUUUAUACAGCCUCAUUGGUGAAAAUGAUUAGUGUAGUAAAGCAGGUAUUUCAUUAUAGAUUAAUAUGAUAUAAAAUGUUAUUUAUGUUUUGAAAACUUAUUUUCAGGAAUAAACAGUAUUGAAGAAAGGGUAAGAAUAAUGAAGAAUUAUGCUAAAAGCUAAAAGGUUGCAGAUAUUUUUUAUGGUUAAAUGAUUUUUUUUCUUUUUUCAAACAUGCCAAGUAAUGGUGUGUGUAUAUGCUGGAAAUAUUCUUAUAUAUCAUUUUCAAAUCAAAGUUAUUUAUAUUAUCCAGCAUGCUUUAACAUGCUCACAUAUCAAAGAUAUAAUCAAUUCUUUGGCAUAAUUAUUGUUUUUUAGCCUUGCGUAUAUUUGUAAUUUUCCCUAUUGUCAAUAUAUCCUGUACAUUUCCUUAAUUUAAGAAUUUUUUUUUAAUUUAAAUUGGGGGAAAGGGAAACUGAAAUCACUUUGCCAACUGUUCUUCUAAAAGUUGACAUCAGUACCAUUUCUAAUGUGUUGUGAUUUUGUAGUCCAUUCAUAACUGGUAUUGACAUUUUAGAAAACACCAAAGUGAUUGCAAAAUAGUGAUGAUAUGGUAAAAUCAUGUUGUAUGUUGUUUAAAUAUUUAAAACUUACUGUUAACCUUUUUCCUAUUCUAUUUUAAAUCAUAAAAGUGUUAGAAAGGAGAUCUUCAAAUGUAUGACCAAUAGUGUGUGUAUAUAAAUGAUACACAAUACAACAAUCAAAUUGCUUCUAGCAUACAACAAACUACCUUAAGGUUGUGUUUAAGAUAUUUUAUUUCAUGGAUGAUGUUAUUUACAUAGUAUGUUUUCAUCAACUACAUUAUUGUUGUGUUUAUCACAGUGAAACUUGGCAUCUCCUGGCAAAGCCCUGUUUGAUUUUAGUUGUAUUUUAUGACAGCCACACAUGGGGUGACAAACGGAUAAACCAUGCUCUCCAAGUAGAAAUUGUGUGAUGGAUACCAAUCUUCAUACUUUUAGCAUAGUGUUUUAAAACAGAACACCAGUCAUCCAAUCAAAUUGUUAAAUUUACUAUUGUUCUGUGAAUUGUGUUACCAAGACAUUAAAUUUAUAUUAACAUUGAUUUCCAAAGACUGGAUAGUGCAAAAGAUUAAUUGGAAAGCUUUUACCUGUUUUUACUUGUUUAAUUUUUGCUAUACUCAUGUGGCUUAAUGCAGUUUGUCACAUAGAGUCAAAAUAAAUCAUACACUGGUUUUGAGUAGCAAGAACGAGUUUUUCAUAAAUGGCCUCAUCUUUUCUUCAUUUGAACAACCAGCAUUACUGCCAAACACCAGUCGUGGUCCAUAUUUGUAACAGGUUUUUAACAUGACAUAGUUAGCAAGUUUGAUUGAAGAGAUUUUUAGGUCCUGGGCCUAUAAGAUUUUAGUAUGAUCUUUAUUUCAUGUUUCUAAUGCUUAAAGCAUUAAUGCUUACCUUGAGGAAAUAAUAAUAAAACAUUGUUGCUGCCAUUUGUAAGUUUUCCUAUAUAUGAUAUUCCUUUUAUGAACUUUAAAACUGGCCUUAUGGGGUUCAAAUAGGCAGUAUCCCUUUUAAGUGACCUUUGCAACCCAAGUGUUACUUGCUUAUUUGAUGCUCUCUUGUCUUUUACGUCUCAUUUAAAUAUUUGUCCUAUCUUCACCAAAGUUUAAAUUCCACAUCUUAGUUUAAACCUUUGAAGCUGUUUCAUUGAUCUCAUUAGUGGAGAUUCAAAUAUCUAACAGAAUGCAGUUGAAACUAGCAAGACAAAGAUAUUUGUGACUUUUUUCACACUUCGCAAAUUCCACAUAUUAUACUAUCUAGAACUUGCAUUAUUUGCCAUAGCAGAAUGUUAUUAUUUAGUGAACAUUUAUUGUAAAGACCAAGUCACUAACAAAAACCAGUAUUGGGCGUGAAAAACAAAAAUACAGAAUUUUGAAGAAUUGAAUAGCCCUUGCCUGUAGGGUCACCGAUCUUCUUUUUAGUUCAUAAAAGAAAUAAUCUCAAAAAAAUUUCCACGGAGACGCAUGGGAUACUACUGUCUUACAUAGAUGCCAGUUGAGUUUAUAGUGUGACCUGGCUAUGCCAUCCUUUCUGUUACGCUGUGCAAUUGUUAGAUCUUGCUUCUAGGAUUACUUCUGAUGAAAUAAAUACUCAGCGUUCAUCUGUGCAAAAAGCCCUGUGGCUUUUGUGAACCAGAGCUCUUUUUUCCCCUUUAUUAUUGUUCUCUUGACCCUUUUGUGGACAUUAACUAGCCUGAUUACAACAUUUUGUAAAAAUUUGUAUAAUACUGUUAUAAAAAUAUUUAUAAUCCCAGAAAAUGUUGUGUUAAAUCUUGUGCAAAAACAGUAUAU
Messenger RNA from Dipodomys ordii (Ord's kangaroo rat), 7131 nucleotides. It is a transcript of the gene Cacna2d1, whose product is annotated as calcium channel, voltage-dependent, alpha 2/delta subunit 1. The transcript has 39 exons. NCBI's taxonomy places the organism in Eukaryota, Metazoa, Chordata, Mammalia, Rodentia, Heteromyidae. The coding region runs from base 66 to 3359 and encodes 1097 amino acids. Gene Ontology annotation, molecular function: voltage-gated calcium channel activity. Gene Ontology annotation, cellular component: L-type voltage-gated calcium channel complex. The record is from RefSeq and is a predicted model, not a curated record.